Aedes albopictus (Asian tiger mosquito) is the source of this 1591-nucleotide messenger RNA. RefSeq lists its product as uncharacterized. The transcript is spliced from 4 exons. NCBI's taxonomy places the organism in Eukaryota, Metazoa, Arthropoda, Insecta, Diptera, Culicidae. Bases 321 to 923 code for a protein of 200 amino acids. The record is from RefSeq and is a predicted model, not a curated record.
UCCUCCCCUUUUAGGUUAAGUAGUUUAUGACCACGCCCUUAUUUCCUCUUUUGGUUCCAUCUCACCUUUGCGGCAUGCGACGGCAGUUCACCAAAUCUUCUUCUUUCUGCUUCUCUCCGGUCGAAAUUUUUAGUUCAUCCGGAAAUCUCACCGCGGAUAGUCGUCGUUCUAUCAUUAUACCCGAGACGAUUAGCAGUGCAGUUACAAUUUAGUGAAGUGUAAUUCUAUGUGAUCGGAUAUUUGGUUUUCGCAUCACCCAAAAUUUGCAAAAACCACUGUGCACUGUGAUAUCAUAAAAAGUCCCCGAAGACUACUAAAAAAUGACAAAACAUCAUCAUCAGCUGUGUUACGCGCUUUUCCUGUUUAUCGCAGUUCCACUGAUAGACGCUACCAUCCCAACGAUUGAUAAUAUCGUGAAAGUUCUCCAAUCGCCAUCGUUCCAGCAGAUUGUUCUACCACAGCCGUUGAUAGCCGCCGAUCCUACAGUGGUAGCCUCAGACACCAACAAGCCAGCUUCAGCAAGCAGCGUUCCCAACGCAGACAAGGUCAAACCUCAAGCGGAUGCCUCCAUUGAAGCAAAGGACGAAAAUCCCACUCUGAAGCUGGUAACCCGCGUACUUGACACAUUUAGGCCACCGCUUCCAUCCCAACAAGUCGUCCUCAUCCCACAAAGGUACCGUGCCCUGCCCGGAUGUCCACUGUGCGACGCAUCAGUGUACAGCUAUUGCGACUACAAGGUGUACCACGAUGGAUGCUGCUGCGGGACAAUGAACGGCGGUGGUUACGGAAAUGGAUUCGGAGGAGUUUCCAAUGGUAUCGGCUACGGCGGAUGUGGUUACCAGGAGGAUUGUGGUUUUCUGUACGCCAAUUCAUGCUACGAGCAUCAACUGAUAGUGAACUGUUGCUGCAAUUCCCCCUACUAGCGGAUUUUUUCGGAAACAAAAAACAAACACUUUAUUAUUAGAACUCGUCAAGUCUGCAGGCUUCGGCGGUGUAUUUAUUUUCCUUCUUUCAUUUCUCGACUCUUUAUCGAUACGGACUAAAUAGUAGUAGUUGUAUCUAAUAAUAAAGGUUUUAAGUUAGACGAAUCCUUUCGAUUAUCUCUACGUUCACUCGCAAUCAUUGCUCUCUCGUUAGUUUUAAAUUAUUUUCUAGCACGUGGGUUCACUCAACCUCCAAAUGAUGUAUGUUCUUCAAUAAAUGACUGUCAGAAGUAACACAUCUCCAUUCAUUCCGGCACACUCGGGAAAACUUUUCACUUUCUAUCAUGGUCGAUUCGUUCAAAUAAGUUUUUAAUUUAUGAGAGGAUAUAUUUAGUAAGAUCUAUGAUGUAUAGAAAAACAACGAUUCCACGGUAAAAGGUUAUGCGAUUUCCCAGAACUUAUUUUCGAUGAGGAACAAAAAUACCAAAUACAUAUUACGAAGUUCUGAGAUAAGUUACCUUUUCCCAUGGAAUCGCUUCAAUAGUUCUCGAUACAGUAAUCUAGAAGACAAAAAGAGUUGAAGCUCUUUUAGAAGCAUUAUCAGAUUGAAAGUUCUCAAGCCGAAAUAUACGCUAGUAGAGAGAAAUAUUAUCUAUCAUAUCAAAGUA